Molecule: messenger RNA, 1302 nt
Organism: Funneliformis geosporum
Lineage: Eukaryota; Fungi; Glomeromycota; Glomeromycetes; Glomerales; Glomeraceae
Source: the annotation of a GenBank genome assembly
AUGACUUCAAUGAUCCAUGCCAGGCUUUCAUCAACGUUAAAAAAUAUUGGAAAUCAUGAUGUAAUCAUUCAAGUCGGAAAAAAUAAUGAUGUAAAAGAGUUUGCUGCCCAUUCAUCCGUAUUAAGAGCUUGCUCAUCUUAUUUCGAAAAGGCACUACCAACUUUGACUGCCGAAAAAAAUUCUUUUUUUUUGUUACUCAAGGAACCAAACAUUAAUCCUACCACUUUUGAACUAAUCCAUAAUUAUAUUUAUACCGACAAGUUGGAUUUAACCGAACUAUUUGGAUAUGAAGUUCUUAGUCUUUUAGACGUAUCCGAUGAAUUAAAUUUCAAGAGAUUAAUUCAUCAUGUUCAAGUUCAUUUAAUUAAACAACAGUCGGAUUGGAUUCAACGAAAUAUCGCCCUAGUUAUUCAUAAGGCCUUUAAAAUUGCUAAUUGUAAACUACUUCAGGAUCACUGUAUUGAAAUUAUCUGCGAAGAUCCUUCACCAUUUAUUACAUCAAGGGAUUUUCUGUCGCUGGAUAAAGAUAUUCUUUAUGUCUUGCUUAAACGAGAUGACCUGCAGAUCGAAGAAAUUGUCCUCUGGGAUAAUUUAAUUGAGUGGGGUAUUAAACAAACUCCUGUUUUAAAAGAUGAUAAAACUAAAUGGGAUGACGCAGAUUAUGAAGCAUUGAAGAAGACUUUAGAUAAAUUUAUCCCACUCAUUAGAUAUUCGGGUAUUAAUUCCGCAGAUUUUUUUGCAAAAGUUCAUCAAUAUAAGCCAAUUUUCCCCCAUCAACUAUUUUAUCACCACGAUUUGGAAAAAUACAAAUGGAAUCGAAGAUUAUCAAGCCAAGAUUUGUUCCUAUAUUUAUUAACUGGAUUGAAAAAAAAUGAUGGUGAUAUAGGUGAGAAGUUCGAAAAAGAUUACUUAUACGGGAAAAAAUACGAGUUCAAACUUCUUUCGCAUAGUUAUUAUAGAUUCAAGUCCGAUCUAUUUCGUGACCUUUGUAAUAUUCAAAAGGACAUUUUAUUGCUUUUCAGAGAUAGUAAAACAUCGAAAAUUUAUGGAGGGUAUAGACCAUAUAAGUCUAAUGAUGGUGGAUUAUCAUUAUUUAAGGAUAAUUGCUUUAUCUUUUGCUUCGAAAACAAAGAGAAUACUAGAAAUAUGAAAAUGAUUAGAAUAUUUUAUAACCAUUUAGAUGAUCAGAUGAAUUUUUGCUAUAAAGAUGUUAACGGGAAAAUUGUAAAAAUUACGGAUUUUGAUUCGGUUGAAUCUGAAGUUUUUGAAGUAGAAAGAGUUGUCAAAGGAUUAGAUAAAUAA